Cetraspora pellucida is the source of this 516-nucleotide messenger RNA. NCBI's taxonomy places the organism in Eukaryota, Fungi, Glomeromycota, Glomeromycetes, Diversisporales, Gigasporaceae. The record is from the annotation of a GenBank genome assembly.
GUGUUUUUUCAAAUAAUCAACAAGAUUUUGAUAUAUUAGAAGAAAUAGAUUUUACAACAACUGAAACACCUUUUGAUGACAAUAUUAAUUUUGAUGAUAUUAAUUUUGAUGAAUUAUUAGAAAAUGAAUUAGAUAAUAAUAGUUCAAAAAAUUAUAAUUUUAUAGUAGAAAAAGUCAAAACAGCAUUAUACAAAGCAUUACAAUAUUAUUGGAAAUUUUCAACUCACAAUGAAUUAUUAUGUAGUUUAUUGGAUCCUCGACAUAAAAAACUUGAAUUUAUUUCUAAAUCUGAACAAAGAUUAACUAAAGAUAUUUUGAUACAAUUAUAUAAUGAAGAACAAAAUCAUGUAAAUUAUGAUUCAAAUGAUUCUACAAAUAAUGAUUAUCAAUCUGCUUUAGAUAAUGAACUUGCAAUUAACUCUUUAUUAAAACAACUUAAAGCAAAAAAAAAAUAUAGUGAAAAUGAAAUUCAACAAUAUUUAGCUUUAUUAGAAACUGGAAUUGAAACAGAUGCUU